Drosophila grimshawi is the source of this 2200-nucleotide messenger RNA. RefSeq names its product cleavage and polyadenylation specificity factor 73 (gene Cpsf73). Gene Ontology annotation, biological process: mRNA 3'-end processing by stem-loop binding and cleavage. Gene Ontology annotation, cellular component: mRNA cleavage and polyadenylation specificity factor complex. The record is from RefSeq and is a predicted model, not a curated record. The coding region runs from base 69 to 2129 and encodes 686 amino acids. Gene Ontology annotation, molecular function: 5'-3' exonuclease activity; RNA endonuclease activity; RNA binding. Lineage: Eukaryota; Metazoa; Arthropoda; Insecta; Diptera; Drosophilidae. The transcript is spliced from 5 exons.
GAACGAGUUUUGUUGCCGGCGAAACGUUGAAUUUAUUAGAGCUUAAUUUGUAAUAUAAUUGCACAAUCAUGGCCCAAGCGCAACCAACAAAUGACACACACAUGCCCGAUGAGGAGAGCGAUCUGCUGCAAAUCAAACCGCUUGGAGCUGGUCAGGAAGUGGGACGCUCCUGCAUUAUGCUGGAAUUCAAGGGCAAAAAGAUAAUGCUGGACUGUGGCAUACAUCCGGGUUUGUCUGGCAUGGAUGCGCUGCCCUAUGUGGACCUGAUUGAGGCGGACGAAAUUGAUUUGCUGUUCAUAUCACAUUUUCAUCUGGAUCACUGUGGUGCUCUUCCCUGGUUCUUGAUGAAGACCAGCUUUCGGGGACGUUGUUUUAUGACGCACGCCACGAAAGCCAUUUAUCGCUGGAUGCUCUCAGAUUACAUAAAAAUCAGCAAUAUAUCCACCGAUCAAAUGCUAUACACAGAAGCCGAUCUGGAGGCGUCCAUGGAGAAGAUUGAGACGAUAAAUUUUCAUGAGGAACGCGAUGUGAUGGGCGUGCGUUUCUGCGCCUACAAUGCCGGUCAUGUGCUGGGCGCAGCGAUGUUUAUGAUCGAAAUUGCUGGCAUCAAGAUUCUAUAUACAGGCGACUUUUCGCGCCAGGAGGAUCGCCAUUUGAUGGCCGCAGAGGUGCCGCCAAAGAAACCGGAUGUUCUAAUAACCGAGUCCACAUACGGCACACACAUCCACGAGAAGCGCGAAGAUCGCGAGAGUCGUUUCACAACGCUAGUGCAAAAGAUUGUCCAGCAAGGGGGUCGCUGCCUGAUUCCGGUCUUUGCCUUGGGUCGCGCCCAGGAGCUGCUGUUGAUAUUGGAUGAGUACUGGUCCCAGAAUCCUGAUCUGCACGAGAUACCCAUCUAUUAUGCCUCCUCGCUGGCCAAGAAGUGCAUGGCCGUCUAUCAAACGUACAUCAAUGCGAUGAACGAUCGCAUCCGUCGCCAAAUUGCCGUUAACAAUCCGUUUGUCUUUCGUCACAUUUCCAAUCUGAAGGGCAUCGAUCAUUUUGACGAUAUUGGGCCGUGUGUGAUCAUGGCUUCGCCCGGUAUGAUGCAAUCGGGCCUGUCGCGCGAACUCUUCGAAAGCUGGUGCACAGAUCCGAAGAAUGGUGUCAUUAUCGCCGGCUACUGUGUGGAGGGCACACUGGCCAAGACAAUACUCUCCGAGCCGGAGGAGAUCAUUACCCUCUCCGGGCAAAAGCUGCCGCUGAACAUGUCCGUCGACUAUAUAUCCUUCUCGGCGCAUACGGACUACCAGCAGACCAGCGAAUUUAUCCGUCUGCUGCGACCCAAUCACGUCGUCCUCGUCCACGGCGAACAGAAUGAGAUGUCCCGCCUGAAACUGGCGCUGCAGCGUGAAUAUGAAGCGGAUGCCAGCACAGACAUAAAGUUCUAUAAUCCACGCAAUACGCACGCCGUCGAUCUCUAUUUCCGCGGCGAGAAGACAGCCAAGGUGAUGGGUCAUCUGGCGGCCAAGAAGCCAGAAGUGGGCAGCAAACUGUCCGGAGUGCUGGUCAAGCGCGAUUUCAAAUACCAUUUGCUUGCACCCUCGGAUCUGGGCAAAUACACGGACAUGAGUAUGUCAGUGGUGACGCAGCGCCAAUCGAUUCCGUGGUCCAGUUCACUGACGACACUGCAACUGCUGUUGGAUCGCAUCGGCGCUGGCUGCGUGGAGAUCGUUGAGCCGGAGCGCAAGUUGCGCGUCUUCAACUGCGUCGAACUGACUGUGGAGCAGAAGAUCAUUGUGAUGGAAUGGCAUGCGACGCAUGUGAAUGACGUCUAUGCGGAUGCCGUGCUCGCCUGCCUCAUGCAGUCCGAGCUGGGUGGCACAAACAUCAAGGGCGCCACCAAGCAGACCAAAUCGGAGGAGUCCCGCUUCCGCGAGUGCCUCAUCGAGACGCUGCAGGACACCUUCGGGGACACCUGUGUGCCAAAAAUGUUCAAGGGCGAUGUGCUCCCAAUUACGGUCAGCGGCAAACAUGCCGAAAUCAAUCUGGAGACACUGACUGUUCACUGUGCCGAGGAUGAGGUGUUGCGCCAGAUGCUUAACACCACCUUGCAGAAGCUACAUCAAACACUGGUCUCCGCCUAUUAAUUCCAACCUGAAUGUGUGAAUCUUCUUUAUUAUUAACAUUCAAUUCCAAAUGGUGUACAAUUAAAAUUCAA